AUGGACCCCAAAACCAUGUUCGCCGUGUGGCGCGUGCCGGCCCCCUACAAACCGGUGACGCGCAAGAGCCUGGGCCACCGCAUGGGGGGUGGCAAAGGCCCCAUCGACCACUACGUGACGGCGGUGAAGAGCGGGCGGCUGGUGGUGGAAGUCGGGGGGCGCUGCGAGUUCGGCGAGGUGAAACCUUUCCUCGCGCAAGUGGCCAAGAAACUGCCCUUCGCCGCCGUUGCCGUCAGCCGCGACGGCCUCCGGGAGAUGCGGCGGGAGGAAGAGGAGAAGAGGCUCAACAACCAAAACCCCUGGACCUUCGAGCGCGUCGUCACCGCCAACAUGCUGGGGAUGCGCAGGUACCUCAGCCCCUACGACCUGCAGCUGAAGGGACGUUAUUGGGGCAAAUUCUUCCUGAAACACAGGGUGUAACGAGCAGCCGGGGA
Molecule: messenger RNA, 434 nt
Organism: Apaloderma vittatum (bar-tailed trogon)
Lineage: Eukaryota; Metazoa; Chordata; Aves; Trogoniformes; Trogonidae
Gene: MRPL16
Product: mitochondrial ribosomal protein L16
Exons: 1
Coding region: 1-420 (139 amino acids)
Biological process (GO): mitochondrial translation
Cellular component (GO): mitochondrial large ribosomal subunit; ribosome
Molecular function (GO): rRNA binding; structural constituent of ribosome
Source: RefSeq, a predicted model, not a curated record